UCUUGAUUGGCUAGGAUACAGGCGCUCCCCUUCUCCACCCCCUUCGACAGGGUGAGAGGUCAACUCAGUGCCAGUCUACAGGGGCGACCAUGGCGGGGCUCUGGGCUGGGAACUUAGCACUGGUCGCCACCGGACGGCGUGGGCGGUCGCCAACGAAGCAGCUGAUGCAGAGCGGGGCACUGUGGACCCUGAAGCAUGUUCCACACUGUUCAAGACAAUGCUUAAUUGUGUCCCGUACUCUCAGUUCAGUGAGACAUACUCCAGAUGAAAAAACUUUUGAUAAAAUUCUGAUUGCUAAUAGAGGAGAAAUUGCAUGUAGGGUUAUUAAGACUUGCAAGAAGAUGGGGAUUAAGACAGUUGCCAUCCACAGUGAUGUUGAUGCUAGUUCUGUUCAUGUGAAAAUGGCGGAUGAGGCCGUCUGUGUUGGCCCAGCUCCCACCAGUAAAAGCUACCUCAACAUGGAUGCCAUCAUAGACGCCAUUAGGAGAACCAGGGCCCAAGCUGUACAUCCAGGUUAUGGAUUCCUUUCAGAAAACAAAGAAUUUGCCAGGUGUUUGGCAGCAGAAGAUGUCACUUUCAUUGGGCCUGACACACAUGCUAUUCAAGCCAUGGGUGACAAGAUUGAAAGCAAAUUAUUGGCCAAGAAAGCAAAGGUUAACACAAUCCCUGGAUUUGAUGGGGUAGUAAAGGAUGCAGAUGAAGCUGUCAGAAUUGCGAGGGAAAUUGGCUACCCUGUUAUGAUCAAGGCCUCAGCAGGUGGUGGUGGGAAAGGCAUGCGCAUCGCUUGGGAUGAUGAAGAGACCAGGGAUGGUUUUAGGUUUUCAUCUCAAGAAGCAGCUUCUAGUUUUGGUGAUGACAGACUACUAAUAGAAAAAUUUAUUGAUAAUCCUCGUCAUAUAGAAAUUCAGGUUUUAGGUGAUAAACAUGGAAAUGCUUUGUGGCUUAAUGAAAGAGAGUGCUCAAUUCAGAGAAGAAAUCAGAAAGUGGUGGAGGAAGCACCAAGCAUUUUUUUGGAUCCUGAGACUCGAAGAGCUAUGGGAGAACAAGCUGUAGCCCUUGCAAAAGCAGUAAACUACUCUUCUGCAGGAACUGUGGAGUUUCUUGUUGACUCCAAAAAGAAUUUUUAUUUUCUGGAAAUGAAUACGAGACUCCAGGUUGAGCAUCCUGUCACAGAAUGCAUUACCGGCCUGGACCUAGUGCAAGAAAUGAUCCGUGUUGCUAAGGGUUACCCUCUGAGACACAGACAAGCUGAUAUUCCUAUCAACGGCUGGGCAGUGGAAUGUCGGGUUUAUGCUGAGGACCCCUACAAGUCUUUUGGUUUACCGUCUGUUGGGAGAUUGUCUCAGUACCAAGAACCUAUACAUCUACCUGGUGUCCGUGUUGACAGUGGCAUCCAACCAGGAAGUGACAUCAGCAUUUAUUAUGAUCCUAUGAUUUCUAAAUUAAUCACAUAUGGCUGUGAUAGAACUGAAGCACUGAAGAGAAUGGAGGAUGCACUGGAUAAUUAUGUUAUCCGAGGUGUAACGCAUAACAUUGCUUUACUACGAGAGGUGAUAAUCAACUCACACUUUGUAAAAGGAGAUUUCAGCACUAAAUUUCUCUCUGAAGUGUAUCCUGAUGGCUUUAAAGGACACACAUUAACAAAGAGUGAGAGAAACCAGUUAUUGGCAAUAGCAUCAUCAUUGUUUGUGGCAUCCCAGUUACGAGCACAACAUUUCCAAGGACAUUCAAGAGUUCCUGUUAUGAAACCCAGUGUGGCUAAGUGGGAGCUCUCAAUAAAGUUGCAUGAUGAAGAGCAUGCUGUUGUAACAUCACACAGUGGGUCAGCAUUCUCUGUGGAAGUUGAUGGGUCGAAACUAAAUGUGACCAGUACAUGGAACCUGGCUUUGCCCUUACUGUCUGUCAACAUUGAUGGCAUUCAGAGGACUGUGCAGUGCCUUUCUCGAGAAGCAGGUGGAAAUAUGAGUAUUCAGUUUCUUGGUACAGUGUACAAAGUGCAUGUCUUAACCAAACUCGCUGCCGAACUGAACAAAUUCAUGCUGGAGAAAGUGGCUGAAGACACAAGCAGCACUCUGUGCUCCCCGAUGCCUGGAGUGGUGGUAGCCGUCUCAGUCAAGCCUGGAGACAUGGUAGCAGAAGGUCAGGAAAUUUGUGUGAUUGAAGCCAUGAAAAUGCAGAACAGUAUGACAGCCGGGAAGACUGGCAAGGAAUCCAUUUGUCCUUUGCUGGUGAGCAGACGCAGAGUCGUGUGCUGACUUGAAUCUCCGCUGACAGAUCAUCAGAUGGAGGUGGGUAGUAAUUGGUACUUCGUGCCUUGCUAGCAUUAUUUUAAGUGCUGUUUGUAUGUGGAAGCUAAGCUUUUUGUCAGUCCUGAAGAACAAAUUACUAACGUGCCGGUUCUUCUCUGAAAGGCCUGCCUGCCAGUGCUGCGGCUUUGGAGCAGUGAUGGCCUGGUGCUGGGAUUCAGACUCAGAACAGCAUCCCCAGGAAGUCCGGGUACUCAGCUGUGUCUCCCAGCAAGUGGGUAUUCACGACCUGCUCAGUUAGAAGGAAAAGAACCUCCUAUUAGGAAAGUAUAUCAAAAAGAGGACCCCAUGUAGCACCACACAUGGGGGCUACUCUCAAAGCACCUAGUUUAAUUUCAAAUGGGCAUCGUGAACAGUUUCCGUGUGUUCUAAAAGGUAGGAAGAAUGUGCUACAUACAGUCUCAAAAGUACAAUAUGUUUUCUUGAGGCUUUUAAAAUUAUAUUUAGCUAUUCAAAAAUCAGCUUCUAUUAAAACUUUUCCUAGGCUUUUCCUGCAGGCUUGAAGGAGUACAGUCAUCUGCAAACCAACUGUGACACAGUUCUUAGCCUUUGAGUAUGCGAUAUUCAGAGUAAACCAAAGCAAAGAGAAGAAUGAGAAGUAUACUCUGUGAGUCCCCUCAAUGCCCUUUAGGCAAAAUUAGCAUUUGAAGGUUUUUUUAAACGAAUACUCCCAACCCCACAGACACCAGAGCUCUAACCCACCAUGCUGCAGGCCUCACUACAGAGGCGGAGAGGAUGUGAGGCAUGAGGCCCCACCUAACUGCAGUGUAGGUUCAGCAUCACGGAAAGAGUUCUGCUUUCCAGAUGGGAGUUUUACAACUGAGGCACUUGUCUGCUUUUGCACUGGCGUCUCUGGGCUGAGCCAAGGAGACAAGGCAGCUGCAGGUCCCCUCUGGCCUUGCUGCUGCCACCAACCCUUCUCACCUGUUCUCCCGGGGGUUGUAGCGCAGCCCAUGUGGGCCCUCCGAGUCGUAGCUGUCAUGGUAGGGGAGGUGGACCCACUCGGGUGCAUAGGUGGCCGUGCUGUACAUGAAGCAUUGCACGCUGUCCCCAGGGCUGUCCUCACCCUUCCAUUCAAGCACCGCCACCUGCACGGCAGUGCGCUGGUACAUGUUAGGGCAGCCCUCGAAGUCAUCCAGGAAGUGCAGCAUCUGUUCAUCCACUGUGUAGAUCUCACCUGCCACACAGUGGCCCCAGCCCGGGAGGUGGAGCAGCCGGGGGAUGUUGUGCUCGCCAGCGAUCACCAGUGGGUAGGGCUCAGCUGUGUGGCCCCGGCCCCGGAAGGUCGCGGAGCCGUGUGCAGCAUUCAGCAGGACCUCAUGGUUGGGUUGGCCUUGUUUCAGGGUGCCAUACACGAAAACGAGAGCCAUUUGGCUGGGGGGCUGGAGGGAGAGAUGAGAGUGGGUGGAACUGCCUGGACUGCCCGAGGGUGUAUUUGCCAGGCUUGCUGACUGGUCCUCCUCCCACCUACUGCUGGCUGUAGGUAAGCAAGUGAAUAUGAGAGUGUCCUGAUUAAACUUGCUUUACAAACACAAAUUAGAAAUCCAUACAAUUCACGUCAUGAGAUACUUUGAUUUUUUUUGUUAGUCAAUUAAAAAUGUAUAAGGCAGGCAUGGUGGUGCACACCUGUAAUGCUGGCACAUUGUGAGGCUGAGGCAGGAGAAUCACAAGUGCCAGCCCAGCCUGGACAACUUAGUAAUUUAUCAGGAUUCUGUCUUCAAAAUAAAAAAAUAAUUUUUUAAAGGCUGGGGCUAUAGCUCAGUGCACAGGACCUAGGUUCAAUCCCCAGUGCAAAAGGAAAACAAAAAACAAAAAAAAAAAAAGGAGGAAAGGCAGCAGGAUGGAAAAGAAGCCAUUCUUAGCUUGUGGGCUGUCAGAAAAUAGACAACAAGUCAGACUAACCUGUAGCUGUCAAUCCUUCAUGUAAACAAAGGGUAAAUAUUUGAGACUCUAAAACUUUCCACAUAUUUGAGGGGACUUGGUAGUGGCUCUGUUUUCCACUUUGGGGCCUAGUGACACAACAACAAUACUCAAGAGCCCUAGGACACCUGUUUGUGUGGCAGGAGACAGGGCACAUCAGCCACCUGUGCCACUUGGACAGACAGGCCCCCUCUCAGAAGUGCUUGCUGAAGGUGGCCACCGACCAGGGCCUCACAGAGGCCCUUGUGGUGACAGCCCUCAUAGCUCUGACAGGAGCUGCAAUGGGGCUUCCUUGGCUGCCUGCUGCAUUCAGAAGGCCUCGCUGAGCUUCUGCCUGCUCCUCUCAGGAGCAAAGGUGUAAGCUGGUGACCACCAUGGACAUCUUCACACCUGUGCCUCCCCAGCCCUGCCUGGACCCGAGUGGAGCAGACACUAUGUGCUGGGCACCGAGGGAGUUGCAGGGCCCUUUAGAGAAUAUCUGGGAAAGGACUCUCAUCAAGAAUACAGCCACUUAUCACAGGAGGACAGCCUGCCCGGGCUGCCCUGCCUAACUGCAGCUUCUCAAGUAGUUCCAGUCUUUUAAAAAGAACUUUGAAAUGUGUACUGUUAACACCAUAGAAAAGCGAGGGGCAGCACUGAGCAAACACACAUGUAAAAUAAUCACCUGGAUGCCAGCUGCCAAAGAGAACACGGCUUUCAGGGCUACACUCACAUUCUGGCCCUGGCAGUCUGCACUGGCAAAAUUCUAAUGGUGGCACUUGUCCCAUGUCCUUCCUCAAGGGCUUAGAGGGUGACGAUGCUUCAGGUGACUCACUGUGACUCACAGCAGCAGCCCUGGCUUCUCAAGAAGGUAAAAUCUACUCUCGCCUGAGUCUGGGCCAUGGACAGUUAUAUAACAACAAAAAUGACUCAAGCAAAGCGGGAGAAGGACCAGGGCCUCCUGCAAAGCUCUGUGCUUCACUGCCCUCUAUCCAGCACUAUUUAGUGACAGCUGCUGGCAGCCUUCUUGGGAACAGACCAGAGAUGGAACUGCGGGGCAAGAGAAUUAAACAGGGCCGGGGGCUGUGGUUCAGAUGGAAGGCACCUACCAGCAGGUGUGGCCCUGGCACUGCAAAAGACAGAACCCAAGAAGGUGCAUCCAGGAAAUCUGUGAAGUGCUGUCUGAAAAAACCGAAAUUCCCUACCCUCCUCACUCAGCGGCAGCACUAUGAAGUUGCUCUCCUCACUGUCCCUUCCACUGCUAUUUCUCUGUGGUUUAAAUUGCCAUCCAUUGCAGGCAGAGCAGUUUAAAGCAGACCUCAGAACCAAACUGCCUGCUGAAGCCCUGGCUCGAAGGCUUUGCUUAUCCUGGGUGAUUUCAGGCAAACCACUGCAUCUCUGCGCUACUGCUUCAGCAACUGGAAGCUGAACGACGAAGUGCAGGGCUGUGGUGAGGGCUGUGGCCAGGGCUGAGCGGCCAUGUCUACCCCGAUGUUGUGUCACCACUGCAGCCAACGCUUGUGCUCCACCUGCCCCACCACUUACCAGGAGAUGCUACCAGUUUGGUCAAAUCCAUAUUCAUUUCAGUGUUAGAUCUAUUUAAACACUGCUGCUCUCAGGAAGACACAGUGUUCUUUUUCUUGGAGUUAAAACUGUUUUGGACUUGUUUUGCUCUGGUGUCCACUCGGUGCCAGGUGGCCAUCCCGCAUCACCUUCCUGGUGCUAGUCCCACACUUUCUGGGCACAGGUGGCCCUUCUGCUCCCCAUGCUGGAGUUUGUCCCUUUCGUGCUAUCCUUCAUUUUGCCGAAGCCUACUUUCCACCUGGGGGUAGUAACGUGGUGAGCCUGAAGGAUUCUAGUAAGUGUUCCCCUCUGCCUUUCAGUCUCCUGGGUUCCUGCUGAGAAGUCCAGUGCCAAUACAGAGACUGUGCUUCGUAUGUGACUUGCACUUCUCCCUCAGAAGGCCAGGGGGCCCUUCCCCAUCCCAGAGACUCCAAAGGUUAUGAGGAGGUGGACGCAAGUGUGUUUUCUUUUGCAUUCUUUGUGCUGGGAAUUUCAGCCCAAACAGGGAGGGACCCUAAGGGUUGGUCAGCAGGUAACAGCCUGUGUCAGUAUGCAUUGCUUCCCUCAAUCCCGUGCCCCUCACAGCCACCCAAAGCACGGUGGGCUGACGUCCCAGUGGCUUCUCAAACUGAAACCGCAGGAACUGACUUCAGGCUCUGGGGUUGCCAGGCUGCUAAGUCAAAUACCACUGGCUUGUGUUUUCUAGUUUUCACACUGCUGUUGCCUGCUCUCCUCAUCUGUCUCCACAGGAUUCCUAAGCAGUUAGUCUGUUUUGUGUUACUGUAAUGUAAGUUUACAGAAAGAGGUUUAUUUAGCUCAGUCUUGGUGGUUCAGGGCUCACGCCUGGAUGGCCCGGCCGGCAGUCCCCACGCACCAUGCUGCAGGGACAGGUGCUCUUUCCCUCUCACAAAGCCAGCAGGUUUCAGUCAUGGAAGCCACCUGAUGACUAGUGACACCAGGAAAUGCGAGAUACAACACCAAAAUCACAAACAACAUUAAAAAUAACUUGGACCACAAUGAAUUUUAAAAUGUCUGCAUAUUAAGGAGUACAAUCAGCACAACCAGUAGGAGGAAGUAAGUGCAAAUCCUGCAGUGUAUCUGAAACUAUGUAAAAACCAAAAACAACAAAAACAGUCCUGAGCAAAGGACUUGAAAGUGUGUUUCAAGAAAAGAUGCUCAAGGCCACCAAAUAUUAGGGAUAUGGAACUCAAAACCACAGUGAAAUGCCAUCUCAACUGGAUAAGGACGGCCACUUUCAGAACAACAAAUUGCACAACACACAGUGGUGAGCAUGGGCAGAACCUGGAACCCCGUGCUGGUGGUGGGAGUGGAAACUGGCACAGUAACGACAGAAGACCAUGGGAGUUUCUCAUAGAAGUAACCUGGGUCCAGUUUACUGUGAGCUUUGUAUAUCUGGUCUUUACUAUGUUGAAGCAAUUUCUUUCCAUUCCUGUUUAAGUGCUCUUCCUAUGAAAUAGAGAUGACUGUGUUUUUUUAUUCUGUUAUCCAA
Messenger RNA from Cavia porcellus (domestic guinea pig), 7278 nucleotides. It is a transcript of the gene Pcca, whose product is annotated as propionyl-CoA carboxylase subunit alpha. Bases 90 to 2255 code for a protein of 721 amino acids. Gene Ontology annotation, molecular function: propionyl-CoA carboxylase activity; ATP binding; metal ion binding. The record is from RefSeq and is a predicted model, not a curated record. The transcript is spliced from 24 exons. Gene Ontology annotation, cellular component: mitochondrion. Lineage: Eukaryota; Metazoa; Chordata; Mammalia; Rodentia; Caviidae.